GUAGCUUGUGUCGCUUUUGGUCGUUGUUUUGCUGGAGAUCUGGUCUAGCCAGAGGAAAAUACUAACCGGUGAAACUGCAAGUGGGACUGUCACUCGACUUGGGAGACGAAACUGUAUCUGGAUGGGACCAAUCUACUUCCUGAUGAGCCAAUCUGCAGCGUCCCUACCAGAAGACAAGCCAGCAACCGCAAGCGCAAUGUAGCUGUUCAGUGUUUUGCUGCAUUGCUCUUAAUGCUCUUGAGGUUGGGCGCUGGCACGGAAACUCGGCUUGUGCUGCAAGCAACGAAGCAUAGAGCUCACAAUUCAAUUCUCAAGGUCCAGAAAGCCGCAAAGCUCCCACCAGCAACCAACUAGCCAGCCGAUACUCGCUCCAACCAUGAAGUUCGCCAUCAGCGCCGUUUCUUUCUUUUCCCUUGCGGUCUUCUCUUCAGCCCAGCCGCGAGCAGAAUAUGAAAUCGACUGUGGCGUUUACGGCGACGGUGAAAUCAAGUUGCAGAACGGUCGAAUGUCUUUGGAACUUGAUCUCGACAACCUUGAUGAUGUUGUCGACAGCGUUGGAGACACGCUUGGUUAUCAUCUUCACACUACAUGGGUCAAUGCUGCUCACUCUUCACUCACCGAGUGUGGAGCUGACUUUACAGGUGGCCAUUAUGAUCCCACCUACAAAUGUGGGCCUGCCAGUGAAGCAAAGGAUGAUUCACAAUGCACCAACGCUAACUACGAAUGCAAUACCAAUCAUCCCUAUAAGUGUGAAAGGGGAGAUCUUAGUGGCAAGUAUGGAGCAUUGGUUGUGCAAAACGAUUGGACCGCCACAUUGACCAUCACAGGGGACAAGCAAGGAGCAACGAUGCAAGACUUUGUAGCAGACAACACAGUGCGAGAUGCCGGAGUGUGGUCCUCUCUUGUGUUCCAUGACCUGAACAAGGAGGGAGAGCGCGUUCUGUGUUGCAAGAUCCUUAUGGAAGAAGAAAGCAUGGACUAGCUUCGCUAGCUAUCGACAGAUAGACGUGGAUACAACUACGGCAGCAAAAAAGUAAAGAGUUGUGGAAAGACUGAAGAAAAAGUCAGGAAUUGUGGAUACGAAGGCAAACUGUGUGCGUGUGUUUUCUCGGCCUCGUUUGCUUUUGUGAAGUGCGGUAUUGUUGGUUGUGCCAGGCGCAAACUGUGUAUAAUCAGCAUACAAAAAGUUAGGUUAAAGAAAUGAAAAAACAGUGGCAUGUACCCUC
This is a messenger RNA of Seminavis robusta, 1226 nucleotides long. Lineage: Eukaryota; Bacillariophyta; Bacillariophyceae; Naviculales; Naviculaceae. The record is from the annotation of a GenBank genome assembly.